This is a messenger RNA of Rhineura floridana, 2762 nucleotides long. RefSeq names its product hydroxyacyl-CoA dehydrogenase trifunctional multienzyme complex subunit alpha (gene HADHA). The coding region runs from base 109 to 2418 and encodes 769 amino acids. Gene Ontology annotation, biological process: fatty acid beta-oxidation. NCBI's taxonomy places the organism in Eukaryota, Metazoa, Chordata, Lepidosauria, Squamata, Rhineuridae. Gene Ontology annotation, cellular component: mitochondrion; mitochondrial fatty acid beta-oxidation multienzyme complex. The record is from RefSeq and is a predicted model, not a curated record. Gene Ontology annotation, molecular function: enoyl-CoA hydratase activity; long-chain (3S)-3-hydroxyacyl-CoA dehydrogenase (NAD+) activity; NAD+ binding. The transcript has 20 exons.
GCGAGGCAGAGGCGAGGAGAGGCGUGGGAGGCCCCUGUCAGCCCCGCCCCCUUCGCCAGCCUCGACUCCCUCCUCAGUCCGCUCUCUCGACCUCCCCGCUGGGCCAACAUGGCGGCUGCUGUCCGAGCCAUCGGGAGCCUCACGCGCUUCACGGCCGCCGCCAAGUACUGCCCGGCCCGGACCUGCCUCCCAGGUUAUGCCUGUCGAAACCUCAGCACCUCCUCUCCUCUGAACUCUAGAACCCAUGUUAACUAUGACAUCAAAGGAGAUGUUGCCGUUGUGCGUUUCAACUCUCCAAAUUCCAAGGUGAACACUCUCUCCAGGCAGCUGCAAGCAGAGUUCAUAGACAUCAUGAAUGAAAUAUGGGCCAACGACACCAUCGCUAGCGCUGUCCUGAUCUCGGCCAAGCCUGGCUGCUUCAUUGCGGGCGCGGACAUCAACAUGAUUGAGGCCUGCAAAUCCAGCCAAGAAAUAUCUCAACUUUCUCAGGAAGGACAGAAGAUGCUGGAGAACCUUGAAAAAUCACCAAAGCCCAUCGUCGCUGCCAUCAGUGGGUCCUGUCUUGGUGGAGGCCUGGAGGUUGCCAUCGCUUGCCAUUACCGAAUAGCAACCAAAGACAAAAAAACCGUCCUGGGCACGCCGGAGGUGCUGCUGGGUCUGCUGCCAGGGGCCGGAGGCACUCAGAGGCUGCCAAAGAUGGUGGGGCUUCCUACUGCCUUUGACAUGAUGCUGACCGGAAGGAACAUCCGUGCUGACAGAGCAAAAAAGAUGGGGCUGGUGGACCAGCUGGUGGACCCCCUAGGGCCAGGCAUCAAGAGCCCCGAGGAGCGGACGAUCGAAUACCUGGAGGAGGUGGCCAUCACUUUUGCCCGAGGGCUCGCCAACAAGACGAUUUCUCGGAAGAAGGACAAGGGGCUGGUUCAGAAGGUGAUGGACUACGCCAUGGCCUUUCGCUUUGUGCGGCAGCAAGUCUACAAGACGGUGGAGGGGAAAGUACAGAAGCAGACGAAAGGCCUGUACCCGGCUCCCCUCAAGAUCAUUGAGGUUGUGAAGACUGGCCUGGAGCAAGGCAACGAAGGCGGCUACCUUGCGGAAUCCCAGAAAUUUGGGGAACUCGGGAUGACUCCGGAAUCGAAGGCACUGAUCGGGCUGUACCAUGGGCAGGUGCAGUGCAAGAAGAACAAGUUUGGGCAGCCAAAGCAACCCAUCCAGACUCUUGCCAUCCUGGGGGCAGGCCUGAUGGGGGCAGGAAUUGCUCAGGUCUCUGUGGACAAGGGGCUGAAGACCAUCCUGAAGGACACGGCCCUGCAGAGCUUGAGCAGAGGACAGCAGCAGGUCUACAAGGGCUUGAAUGACAAAGUGAAGAAGAAGACUCUGACGUCGUUCGAGAGGGAUGCGACCCUCAGCAACCUGACAGGGCAGCUGGACUACAAGGACUUUGGAAAAGCCGACAUGGUGAUCGAAGCUGUCUUUGAGGACAUCAGCAUCAAGCACAAAGUGCUGAAGGAGGUGGAGGCGCUGGUCCCUCCUCAUUGUAUCUUUGCCAGCAACACAUCUGCGCUCCCCAUCAACCAGAUAGCUGCAGCCAGCAAAAGGCCAGAUAAGGUGAUUGGGAUGCACUACUUCUCUCCCGUCGACAAGAUGCAGCUGCUUGAGAUCAUCACCACCGAGAAGACCUCGCAGGAGACGGCGGCCUCUGCUGUUGCCGUUGGCCUCAAGCAAGGGAAGGUCAUCAUUGUCGUUAAGGACGGACCAGGGUUCUACACAACCAGAUGUCUUGCACCCAUGUUGGCUGAAAUCGUCCGAGUUCUCCAGGAAGGCAAUGAUGCAAAGAAGGUGGACGCCCUUUCCACGGGUUUUGGCUUCCCGGUUGGGGCCGCCACCCUGAUCGAUGAAGUGGGCGUCGAUGUCGCCACGCACGUGGCUGAGGAUCUCGGCAAAGCCUUCGGUGAACGGUUCAAAGGCGGGAAUGUGGAGCUGAUGAAAGCCAUGGUGGGCAAGGGCUUUCUAGGUCGCAAAUCUGGAAAGGGCUUCUAUGUUUACCAGGAAGGGGUAAAGAACCGGAGUGCCAACACUGGCAUGGAUGAAAUCCUGGCGAGGUUCAAAGUGGCCGCCCAGCCAGAAGUCUCCUCAGAGGAAGACAUCCAGAUGCGCUUGGUGGCCAGGUUUGUGAAUGAGGCAGUCCUGACCCUGCAAGAGGGCAUCCUCAGCAACCCCGUGGAGGGGGAUAUUGGGGCUGUGUUCGGGCUGGGUUUCCCGCCAUGCCUGGGAGGUCCCUUCCGGUACGCAGACUACUACGGGGCGCAGCGGCUGGUGGAUCGCAUGAGGAAGUAUGAGGAUGUCUAUGGGAGCCAGUUCACACCAUGUCAGCUGCUGCUUGAUCACGCCAAGGACUCCAGCAAGAAAUUCCACAAGUGAAACUUGCCUGAGCCGCCAUCCCGCUGGCCCCCAGGAGGGGGGUAAGGCCUGCAAGAGAUUCUUCUGCCUGUAGCUCAGGGGGUUGUGGGUGUUAACCCUCCAAGUGCCUUAGCCGCUCAGGCACUGCCUCUCCCUCCGACCCACCCCUUGUGACCAGGCUGCACGUUGGCUUCCCACGAGAAGGGGUUUCUGUUCAGCCGGAGCAUGGGGCCCUGCCCUCCCUAGGCUGGCAGCAGCACGAGUGCUAAAAAUGGCUGUUUCUGGGCCCAGGACAGGCCUGCAGUCAUAAUUCAAACCAAGAGAAUUCCUAACAAUAAAAUCCCAGUGUCUUGUUCUGUAGAUAA